AUGACCUCAUCAGAGAACAUCACGUUAUCCAGUCUUCGACGGACCAGUUCAAGUGCUCUUUUGCGAACUGAAGCUACGACGUUUGCCGGCGAAGAAGCUCAAGAGGAGGACGCUUCAGAAGAAUUUCAAGACGUUGGCGAGGAUGGUGGCGAAACACCACGGCUCGGCCAGGUCGGAUUUAUAGCAAUGUUCCUGCGCUACUUGUACAGCAGAACGUUCAGCCAAAAGACCGCAAAUGGUCGAUUGCUGAGCAAGUUUACCCAGAAGUUGAAUGCCCUUAAUUUGACCCCUGACAGCCCAAUCUAUACCAGCACAACCAAGGUCCUUAGAAACAAGGGUAUCCUUCCCCUUUUGUCAUUGGUUGACAUCGAUGAGGGCAGAAGUGCUAUUGAAAACUUUAUACGAUUGAACAGUAUCACGAGAAGUGGCCGUACCAUAAUGCCACUUAGUCGACUUAGAGAUGGCUUCAUAACUAUCUCAGAGGAGGCCCUUUUAGCUCCUGUGGCACAAGCAGGGUUUGAUGGAUUUUCAAGCGAGGACUUCGACCCAAAAGUUUACAACGAAAGUGGAUACGUGCUACGCGGCAGUAUUCGGAUCGACGGUCACACACUUCAGUUGCUGGCGUUCAAAAUGAAGGAGUUUAACUGCGUCAAGUACAGGAGGCUUGCUAGUAAAUGGCUACCAAAUGGCAUCACGAGCACAGUAGGCGGUACAGACUAUUACCUCACUGAGGUCCGAAACGUCGUCAAGACUAUACAGGACGUGGUCGACCUUUGGGGAUGCGAUGCCAACCGGAUCAAGAUCCUAGGCCUGGACCUUGGCCAAGCAUACGUCGUUGGUCGUUGGUGCAUGUGCGUUGUUGCCAGAAGAUUUAAUGAAGUCUCCCAAAACUCUUACAGCGACGCUGAAAAGGGCGGAGGGAAGCGUAGGGGAGUCGAGACCAAGUCUAAGGCUGCCACCAAGAAAGACAAAGAAAAGGCGAGGAUGAAGGAGAGCGGAACCAAAAACACCGCUAAGGAGGACAAAGGGAAGCGUAGGAAGAUGGAGACUGGGGAGACAACAAUGACCACUCUAUCUUUAGCCUGUGGAUGAGAAUGGACAGUAUCUCUGGAUGUAACGAAAGGCGCCACCAGCGACAAGCACAAGCACAGGCGCAGAGUCGAGUUUAGGUCAGAGCACAACGUCGGGCCGUGGCAUCUUUGUAUCAUAGCAAAAGGCGGAUCAAAGAGGGG
Lobosporangium transversale is the source of this 1232-nucleotide messenger RNA. RefSeq lists its product as hypothetical. The transcript is spliced from 5 exons. NCBI's taxonomy places the organism in Eukaryota, Fungi, Mortierellomycota, Mortierellomycetes, Mortierellales, Mortierellaceae. The record is from RefSeq and is a predicted model, not a curated record. Bases 1 to 1092 code for a protein of 363 amino acids.